Hippopotamus amphibius kiboko is the source of this 1601-nucleotide messenger RNA. It is a transcript of the gene LYAR, whose product is annotated as Ly1 antibody reactive. Gene Ontology annotation, molecular function: DNA binding. The record is from RefSeq and is a predicted model, not a curated record. Lineage: Eukaryota; Metazoa; Chordata; Mammalia; Artiodactyla; Hippopotamidae. Bases 204 to 1346 code for a protein of 380 amino acids. The transcript has 9 exons. Gene Ontology annotation, cellular component: nucleolus. Gene Ontology annotation, biological process: negative regulation of transcription by RNA polymerase II; rRNA processing.
CCACGGCGCGCAGGCGCGCGGGGUGGAUCAGACGCGAAUUCUGCGCGGGGAAGCUGAAGAGGGAGGUGGCGGCUCCGCUGGGCGGGCGGUGGCGAUUCCACGUGCUCCCAGCGCCCGGUUGAAACCGUUGGCAGGCGCUGGCUGAGAGGAUAAGACUUAAAACCUGUCUUGGAUAAAAAGAAUAUUUAAUCAUUUAGCUAAAAAUGGUGUUUUUUACAUGCAAUGCAUGUGGUGACUCAGUGAAGAAAAUACAAGUGGAAAAGCACGUGGCUCUUUGUAGAAACUGUGAGUGUCUUUCCUGCAUUGACUGCGGUAAAGACUUCUGGGGCGACGACUAUAAAAACCAUGUGAAAUGCAUCAGCGAAGAUCAGAAGUAUGGCGGCAAAGGGUAUGAAGGUAAAACCCACAAAGGUGACUUUAAACAGCAGGCGUGGAUUCAGAAAAUUAAUGAGUUAAUAAAAAGACCCAAUGUCAGCCCCAAAGUGAGGGAACUUUUGGAGCAAAUUAGUGGUUUUGACAAUGUUCCCAGGAAAAGGGCGAAAUUUCAGAAUUGGAUGAAGAACAGUUUAAAAGUUCAUAAUGAAUCUAUCCUGGAGCAGGUGUGGAAUAUCUUUUCUGAAGCUUCCAGCAAUGAACCAGUCGGUAAGGGGCAAGAGCAGCAGCCACUGGAGCAAGUGGCCAGAGCACCUGCAGAGAACAAUGCCAAGGUCACGUCCUCCAAAGCAGACGACAGCACGGAAGAGCCAGCAGAGGCGAAGAAGAAUAAGAGAGAAAGGAAGGAAGAACGGCAGAAGAAUAGAAAAAAAGAAAAGAAAGAACUAAGAUUAGAAAACCACCAAGAGAAUUCAAAGAGUCAGAAGCCUAAAAAGCACAAAGCGGGGCAGGAGGCCGCCGGGGAGGCCGCCGGCUCUGCGGGGAAGAAGAGCCAGAGGAAGAGGAGCAAGGCCGAGCGCACCCAGGACGGGGUGGUGGAUGGAGACGCGGAGGGAGAAGAGACAAAAGCCGGUCUGGGGAAAAGAAAGCGGAAGCAUUCAGAAGUUGAAGCCGAUUCUAAGAAGAAAAAGAUUAAGCUCCCAGAACAUUCUGAGGAUGGAGAACUGGAAAACCGUGAGGCUCCUGCAGAAGGUAAAUUCAACUGGAAAGGAACCAUUAAAGCAGUUCUGAAACAGGCCCCAGACAACGAAAUAGCAAUCAAAAAGCUAAGGAAAAAGGUUUUAGCUCAGUACUACGCUGUGACAAAUGAACAUCACAGAUCUGAAGAGGAGCUCCUGGUCAUCUUUAACAAGAAAAUCAGCAAGAACCCCACCUUGAAGAUAUUAAAGGACAAGGUCAAGCUUUUAAAAUGAACAUUUUUAUAUUUAAAAAUCGAAUCCAUUCUGUUGAUCCCUCUCUUCCUUUCACAACCAUUUGUAAAACAUGUAAUGAAUUAUCACAACUCAGAUUUUGCUUUCCAAAGCUGUAUUUUUAAGUUAAGAAAAAAAAUAUAUUUUUGGUAGAACUUAUAUGGGAAAAUAAAAUAUAUUCUUGUCCCAAGUUCUAAAUUCGUGGCAGUGAAAAUGUUUUUAUUUUUUUAUUUUUUGGCACACGGGCUUAGUUGCUCC